UUCGUGGGUAGCAGAACCAAGUCUGUGAUUUUGUGGUGGAUGGUCAUUGGAAGAAUCGUGUGUCUGCAGACUGCAAUGUAUUUGUGGAGUGGAGAAUGAUAACGUAGUUGCGUUUGGCCAUGUUCAAUAUAAAUGAUUGAAGGCACCAUCUGGGGGGAAAGUAGUUGCUCAUCGAUAAUGUUGAAGCCAAGACUGCCAGUGAAAGCAAUAAUGCAAAAAUCAUUUCGGACGCUACUUUCCAGCCCACGAUGCUUCCCUCUUCCAGCUCCGAGGGUAUCCUUCUCCACUUCCUUUCCCUCUGAUUUCUCUCCAUGGUCGGGCCUCCAAUCCUGGAGACGAGCUCCGCUUAACGAGGAUCGAUUCUGGGGACCGAACGGCCCCAAGCCGCUUCUCCCUCCAGACAACGACGGCGAUGAUAUCCCUUUUGCUUCAGCCGUGGCUUCCGCAUCGUCACUCGCCGAGCUUGGUGCUAUUGUCCUCUCCACCGCCGACCCACUCGCCAAGUCCAAGCUUUCUCACCGUGCUUUCGCCCGGUGGGCCGAUGAAGGCCUGCCGAUUGGCUGCCACACCCCGCCGGACCGCCCUGCCCGCCCGCCCCAACCUCAGCUGGUCUCUCCCAAGGAGAUCCCGGCUCCGCGUGACUCCGGGCUGCCCCUCAACGCUUACAUGCUUCACAGUCUAGCUCAUGUCGAGCUCAAUGCCAUCGAUUUGGCGUGGGAUACCGUCGUUCGGUUUUCUCCCUUCGCCGAGAUUCUGGGGCAAGGCUUCUUCGCCGACUUUGCCCAUGUCGCUGACGACGAGAGCCGCCACUUCGCCUGGUGCUCUCAGAGGCUUGCCGAGCUCGGUUACAAGUAUGGGGAUAUGCCAGCUCAUAAUCUCCUGUGGAGGGAAUGCGAAAGAUCCUCCGAUGAUGUUGCUGCACGACUGGCUGUCAUCCCGCUUGUGCAGGAGGCUAGAGGACUUGAUGCUGGGCCUAGGCUUGUGCAGAGAUUGGUCGGUUUUGGGGACAACCAGACAUCGAAGAUUGUGGCUAGGAUUGCAGAGGAGGAAGUUGCUCAUGUAGCCGUUGGGGUUUACUGGUUUGUUUCUGUUUGCCAGAAAUUGAACCGUCCCCCUUCCUCCACUUUCAAAGAGUUGUUAAAGGAGUAUAAUGUUGAACUGAAAGGGCCUUUCAACUAUUCAGCUAGAGACGAAGCUGGGAUUCCCCGUGACUGGUACGAUGCGUCAUAUGCAAGUAAACAGGGCCAGAGUGAAAAACAUAAUUCAAAUGAGCAGCUCGAUGUGGUUUAUGAGAGACUUGCUUCCAUUGUAGCCAUGGAAUGCCAGAAUGCAGACCUGGAUGGUCAGCAUGGGUGAUUGGUUAGAUAAAAAAAAGAAAAAGCAGCUUCCAAUCUGAAAAUUGGCUGAUCCAAAACAUCGACUCAUGUUUGCUGGGUUUGGAAACUAGUAGAACUAGAACCACCGAGAAUUUUGUUAAGUGGUGGUCUCUGUGUAUUUCCCACAGUAAAUCUUUAGCUGAUGCAGCCGGUGUUUCAUCAUGUGUAAGUAGUAUGAAAAGUUUGGUCGUGUUUUAUGGCUCGUUACAACGUCACGGGGGUAGGCAGCGCCGCAUAGGCCUCGUUUAUGUAUAUUUGUUAACGGUCAUGGUUGUCAACUUCAUGCAGGUCCAUGUAGCUAGGGUGCCAAUUGGUUGUAUGUCGGUUAAUUAUUAAACGAUUUGACGGUUAGUGGUUAAUUACCAAACAUAAAAUGUAUACUGAAAA
Molecule: messenger RNA, 1763 nt
Organism: Linum trigynum
Lineage: Eukaryota; Viridiplantae; Streptophyta; Magnoliopsida; Malpighiales; Linaceae
Source: the annotation of a GenBank genome assembly